This is a messenger RNA of Coregonus clupeaformis (lake whitefish), 948 nucleotides long. RefSeq names its product proteoglycan 4-like. The record is from RefSeq and is a predicted model, not a curated record. Lineage: Eukaryota; Metazoa; Chordata; Actinopteri; Salmoniformes; Salmonidae. The transcript is spliced from 2 exons. Bases 1 to 948 code for a protein of 315 amino acids.
AUGGGGAAGAUGGCCCAGCCACAGCUCACUAAGACUGGUGCCCAGCCCACACCACAGCCAACUAAGACUGGUGCCCAGCCCACACCACAGCCUGCAGCCACUUCCACCAAGACUGAGCCCCAGGCUCCAGCAGCAACCACAACCAAGGCCAAGGCUGUUCCUCUCACAUCAGAGCCCAUUCCACCCACACCAACAACUGCCCUUGCACAAAAGGAGCUGGAGCCAAAGGUGGAAGUCCCAGAGGCUGAAGCUCCCAAGGCAGUCGCCAAGGCUGAGGCUCCAAAGACAGAAGUUCUCAAGUUGAAGAUCGCCAAGGCAGAGGCACCAAAUAUUUUUCCUACAACUGAGCUGCCCAAACCUGUACCACCUAAAUCUGAACCACCCAAGACUGAGGCUCCAGCAGUAGCUGCUCCUGUUGUCUCUGUCUCAGUAACUGAUGCCAUGACUGCUCUUGCUCCUCUAUCCACCACAGUUUCUACUGCCAUUGCUGUCACUCCAGCCACUGUGGAGAAGAAGCCAGAGGCUAAAUCUCAACCAGCAGAGCUACCUAAACCAGCAGAGGAGAAGGUUGAGAAGCCACUGAAGCAACAGGAACCAUUACCUGUCACAGUGGCUGAGAGGGUAACUCCACAACCAGACCCAACAGCUGAUACUAUCAAGGAAGUGGCCACUCCAUUGGCUGGAAAGGUGGAUGAUGUCCUUCCUGAACCUCAGCAGAUUCUCACUGAGAAGGAGACUGUGGAGGAGGGGAAAGAGUCAACUGCAGCCUCCCACCUAGUGGACCAGGUAGUAGUUAAGGUACCGUCCAGCCCAACCAGUCCAUUUGAGGCUGACACCAAGACUGAGGACCAUAGUAACAAGUCCCAGGAUGGACCAGAUAUACUUCCCAUCUCCCAGGGCUCCUACACCUCCGAGGAGGAGCUGAAGGAGGUGCAGACAGUCAGAUAG